Batrachochytrium dendrobatidis JAM81 is the source of this 756-nucleotide messenger RNA. RefSeq lists its product as uncharacterized. Lineage: Eukaryota; Fungi; Chytridiomycota; Chytridiomycetes; Rhizophydiales. Bases 1 to 756 code for a protein of 251 amino acids. The transcript has 2 exons. The record is from RefSeq and is a predicted model, not a curated record.
AUGAAUGUCAAUUCCGGUGAAAUCAUAUGCGCUAGUAAGCUGAUGACCAACACCAACACGAAUAUCCCAGCGCCUGUUGGGUUUUAUGAUCAAAGCCAACACACUGCAUCUUCAUUCCGACAAAACUACUGCUCAUCUCAGCCAAAAGAUCAAAGCAGCUACUUUUCAGAAAAUGCUUCCAAGAAUAUGCAAUCACUUGGUAAUUGUACAGAGCAGCCAUCACUUCAGCUCGAGCAGUGUGGUACAGCUCUGCAGAACCAUUUGGCCUCCUCUCCAUCGCCCACCUUUGUCUCGUCAAAUCUGCUGUACCAACAAAAACAGUAUCCACAGCUAUUUACUGGAAACGUUGGCUCAAGAGGUUGCAGCAUAAAUGUGUCCACCCAAAUCUUGAGGGAUAACAGUGCCGUGACAUCACUGCCAGCGCUUGAGCCUGAAACACCAACGCUAGCAUUAGUGGGCGGAAGUAUACCUAUACAUAUUACUACUCCUCCGGCAAUGCCAACGCAUAAUCGCUCUACCGCGGGAGAAUUGAAUUCCGCCCAGGCCACUAGUCCAUCAAAUACCAUAACACCGAGUCAUGUCACUUUGGGUACUUUUUCAGUAGAUUCUGGAUCAACCCUUAGGACUGGUGCGGCUAAACCAGUGCUUUUAAGAUUGGAUGCAUUUAUCACCAACUACCGCAUUAUUUCUUCAUGUGCAUUUUCAUCCACACGUGUUGUAGGCAAACCUGAUAGGGGAGAUUCUGGUGGUUGGUGA